UUGCGUGAGGAAUGCCCUAUCAUCGGCCAAAUUUGUGGAGGUCAGCCGUGGCUUUGGGACAAACUCUUCACAACUCAACAGCAGAGGAUUCAAGUCGACUGCUUCGUGGGCUCCGGUAGCCAAAGCGUCCGGUGCCGGCUUUCAGCCAAUAUUCGCUCAAUAGAUAAUACGGCGUUUCGAAGUGUGUCGAGGGUGUCGACUCAUUCGAGAGGCGUUGCUGGUCGGGCCGGAAUGUCGAGCCGUAAAGAGAGGCAAACUUUCAAACUGCCACCCAAAGGCGAUAUUGUUGAGCAGUCGAAAAUCGAAUCGAAAGCUCGCGUCCGCAUUGGAAGGGCCUGUGAUCGCUGCAAGAUCAAAAAGUCCAAGUGUGAUGGCAGCACGCCUUGUUCUGCUUGCAUCGCAAGCGACAGUGUCUGUGAGUAUAGCGCGCGGAGGCGAAGAGAGGCGAGAGACUGGUAUUGGAGGAUGCACGAUGUGAUGGAUGAAGCCUUGCAAAAACUUUAUUGGGCGUGCAGGGAAGGCCAUGGUUUUCCUGGUAUCGUUCCAGACGAGGGUAGCGGACCUGUUUCGACGGAUGCGAUUCUUCGAGGUCUCGGACUUAGUCCUCCGGCUCUGGAGCGGGCAGGACCUCACACGACUCAGUCAGAGUCGGCUGUGGAUGGGGGGCACCCGUUCUCCCAACGAUCAUAUCUCCCACCAGACAUACAACCAAAAAUAAAACCUCGUUCGUCCGUACCCUCGACCAACCACACACCGCUGUCGAUGCCUCCAGAUGGACUGAUGGCGGACGAUGUGGAUGGUGUGGACGGAGUCGAUGGUAUGGACGAAGUGGACGGUAUGGACGGUGUAGACGGUGUGGACGGCGUCGACGGGGUUGAUGGCGUGUCGGAAUCUGAGGAGGGCGACACGAAGCGCUCGACCAUGUCGAGGGAACCCCAAUCGGACGGCGUACCUGCUGAUCACACUGAGUCCUUUCCAGAGCCCCUCGACCAUUCUGUCGACCAUUUGAUGCUUCGAGAUGAAGAUGUAGGCAUGAUGGACCUGCAUUCUCCCAUAUACCCCCUUCAAAAGGAUGGCAUGGGGUAUCCGUCCACUGUGCAGAUGGACGGUAAUGGUAGACAAGGGUCGACACAUUCAGUACAUUCCAGGCAAGGGCCAUCAAGGCGAGAGAGUAUGCAGAGCAACGUCUUCGACGCGAGUGGUCAAGCAGGCUGGAGUGGCCAGACACGGGACGUGGACGGAAUGACACUGCCAUGGCCUGGAACUCUAGCCGCAGUAUACCGUGGGAUGAACUCUCCAGUUGGCGGAAGCGUCUUCAACGCACCGAACCGACAAGGACAGAGCAGCCAUAAUGCGCGCAGAAACUGAUCAUUGCGCGUGCGCCAACAGAGCGUGUGAGUAUGGUCUCGGGACCGAACGAAGUGAGCUGUUGCAGAGGAGGGCUAGUGACUG
Molecule: messenger RNA, 1452 nt
Organism: Exophiala viscosa
Lineage: Eukaryota; Fungi; Ascomycota; Eurotiomycetes; Chaetothyriales; Herpotrichiellaceae
Exons: 3
Coding region: 232-1368 (378 amino acids)
Biological process (GO): positive regulation of transcription by RNA polymerase II
Molecular function (GO): zinc ion binding; DNA-binding transcription factor activity, RNA polymerase II-specific
Source: RefSeq, a predicted model, not a curated record